Molecule: messenger RNA, 11949 nt
Organism: Anoplophora glabripennis (Asian longhorned beetle)
Lineage: Eukaryota; Metazoa; Arthropoda; Insecta; Coleoptera; Cerambycidae
Gene: Dhc36C
Product: dynein heavy chain 7, axonemal
Exons: 53
Coding region: 1-11949 (3982 amino acids)
Biological process (GO): microtubule-based movement
Cellular component (GO): dynein complex
Molecular function (GO): dynein light intermediate chain binding; dynein intermediate chain binding; minus-end-directed microtubule motor activity
Source: RefSeq, a predicted model, not a curated record
AUGGCUGGUAGAGAUAUAGAAAGAGACAGACUAGUAAAGAAAAUUGCGGAAAAGAGAGCCAAAUUAGAGGCUAGAGGAGAUUUGAAAUUGAAAAUACCCAGAUUAUCACUACCUUCCGAUUUUAAUAUCCAUGACAGGUCUAUAUUUGCCUUACCCCCAGAGCUUCUAAAACCUAUCCUUGCAUCACAUCAUCCAAAGUACAAAAAGAAAUUUGCAGCGGAAAAAAAGAAACAUGCUGAUCUUGAUUCUAAAUUGCGAUCUUAUACAGCUCUUAAAAAGCAGAGGGAAGAAUUUAGGAGGAGAUUAGUUAAUUUAAUUGUCAGUAAAGAUGAAGAGCGCGAGAUUGGCCCUGACGAAAUUCCGUCUGCAGAAGAAAGAGAGAUGUUGCGUUACUAUUACUAUGUCAAACAUGGGGUCGACACAGUCCAUGUUGCUCCACUGGAUGAGAAAGUUUUAAGCAGGGUACUAUCUCUUGUUCCUAGACGGCUAAUGGUCUGGGAGGAAACCUUAGCGAAAUCGAUAGAAGACGUAAAAGAAGAUUUUAUGACAGCUGUGAAGAAAGCAAUUAUUGACUUUGUUUUACAAGAUCACUCUUUCGUUAAAUCCUUGAGCGAAGGUGAAUCAGAGUUCAAGAAAGAACUAAAAGAGAUCGGUAAUAGUUUUAGGCCCAUCUACGAAGCUGGCAAGUUGAAAAUGGAGAGACACUUGCAUGUUGUCAAUCCGUGCUUGACUGCUCUCUUAGAUGUAUGGUACACCAAAUGCAGAAAGUUACGCCUUGUGGAUGUUGAUGAGUUAAUGCAACACCAAGGUACUUUUGACCUUCAGGAGUUCAAGUACGCUACCAAUAGACAAAUAGAAAAAUGCAAAGCGACACUCAUGAACAAUUAUUACUCCGAAGUGGUUGACAUAUUUCUACAAGGCAGUAAGAGAAAUAAGCUGCCAGAUCCUGGCAAGCCAAAGAAGAUGGUGUCAUUUUAUAACGCCGUUGCUACUGUGAUGACUUAUCAAUUGCAGACAUUAUGUCUGAAGUCAUUAUAUGAUUACGUAACUUACAUAACUGACGUAAAGUAUAAGAACAAGGGUUUCCAGGUGAAGCUUUUGCAGAGAGGAGAUAUGCUUGCCUUUGAACCACCCUUCAAGAACUUUAGAGACGCCCUGUUAAAAUUAAUCGAUAUUAUAAUAGAAGCGGUGGAGGAUAUUCCACGUCUGGAAACCAAGCUCUAUUUGGACUGGAUGGGACCGGAACAAUUUUUGAAACCAAUCAUUCCCAAAGAGACAGCUGUAGGCUACAAGAAACGAAUUAGGAGUAUGCUGGAAGACCAAAGAAUAGGUCCGGAGUUAAGGGUUCAAGAUUUUGACGAGUUCCUCCAACUUGUCAAUGGCAAAGAGGAAGAAUUCGUUCAGAAAUUUUUAUCGGGGGAGCACAAGUUCGAUGAGUACAUGGAGCAGAUCGCUAGAUUUCAACAACUGACAGAUAUCAUUCCGCUCAAAACUGACUACGUCAUACGAAUGGAGAUGUACGAGAUGCACAGGGUGGACCUGAUAAAAGGGUUGGAGGCGGCCGCUGCGAAUUUCAAGGAUAUGCUGAUUGAGCGAUGCGUUAAGGAUUACCUACUAGUCUGCAAAACCUUAGGGGACGAAUACCAAGCCAUUGCAGAUAAAGCGCUGAGUAUCCCCACGAACACAGCUGAACUAAUGGCUCUUAUAAAAUUCGUGGACGAGGUGGAGACCAAGACCUUAAUACAGAUGGAGGAACGCCUAAAAGACGUCAUGGCGUAUAUAUUGGCCUUAUGCGACUAUUGCACCUUCACACCCGUCGAAAUGAAGCAGAACAACAUUACGUUUCAAUGGUACCUGCACAUGCCGAAGGUCAUCGAAGAGCACCGGCAACUCGUUGAUUCGAAACGCGACGAAUUCCAGGAAUCACUUAAGGUGCGAAUUCAGAAAUUUACCGAGGAUUUGGAACUGUACGCCAGAAUGGUUGAUGAACUUCAGAACAACGGCGACGUUGAAGAUUUGCCGAAAUACCAUAAGAAGGCUACGAAACUUGAUGAAAGAUUAAUUCAAGCUAUGGAACGUAUAGAUGCUUUCAACGAGGAAGAAGCUGCUUUUGGUUUUGAAACGUCUCAGUAUCCCUUGAGGAAACAAAUUCAUGACAAAUUGGGACCUUACAAGAAACUUUACGAUAACGCCGUUGGUUUCUUAGAGAAGAACGAAUUGUGGAUGAAGUCCAGGGUUGGUUCUCAUGACCCAGAAGAAAUCGAAACCGAUGUAGGGACUUACUACAGGAAUAUCUAUAAGCUGGAAAAAAUAUUCACCGACAAGCCUGCGACUCUCAAUCUUGCCACCACGGUUCGUGAGCAAAUAGAGGAAUUCAAGGAGCAUAUGCCUAUAAUACAGACUCUGGGUAAUCCAGGAAUGAAGGAACGCCACUGGGAGAAGAUCUCGGAAAUCGUAGGAUUCCCCAUAAAGGUAGACGAUGAGCUUACCUUGGAAAAGGUCAUCGACUAUGGCCUGGACGACUACAUAGAAAAGUUCGAGGCUAUAUCCGAAGCCGCAACCAAGGAGAACAACCUGGAGAAGAACCUGAAUAAGAUGAUAUUCGAGUGGAAGGACAUGGAGUUUACGGUUUUGGUGUACAAGGAUACGGGCACGUAUAUCCUUUCUGCUGUGGACGAUAUCCAAGUAUUGCUGGACGACCACCUGAUCAAGACGCAGACUAUGAAGAACUCGCCUUAUAUUAAACCUUUCGAGGCUCAGAUACUGGAUUGGGAGGCAAAGCUUCAGUUGCUCCAGGAAAUUCUCGAUGAAUGGUUGAAGGUACAAUCAACGUGGAUGUAUCUGGAACCCAUAUUUUCGUCUCCGGAUAUUCAACAACAGAUGCCAGAGGAAGGUAGAAGGUUUAGUGCUGUAGACAAGAUAUGGAGGGACGUGAUGAAAAGCGUCAAUGCCGAUUGCAAAGUCUUAGCCGUCGUGGAGAUAGACAAGAUGGCUGAAAGACUCAAGAAAUGUAACAAUCUCCUAGAAAUGAUCCAAAAGGGACUGAACGACUACCUAGAGAAGAAACGGUUAUACUUCCCACGGUUCUUCUUCUUGUCUAACGACGAAUUAUUGGAAAUCUUAUCUGAAACUAAGGAUCCCACACGGGUACAACCUCAUCUGAAGAAAUGUUUCGAAGGCAUAGCCAAAUUAACGUUCACUGAAGACCUGGACGUGACACAGAUGAGGUCUAGUGAAGGAGAAAUCGUUCCACUGGUGGACGUCAUCCAAACUGCUCUUGCCAGAGGCCAAGUAGAGAAAUGGUUGGUCGAACUCGAAACCGACAUGAAGAAAUCGGUGCACAAUAUGGUGGCAGCGUCCAUCAUCGACUACCCGAAGGUUCCGCGAGAGCAGUGGGUGUUGAAGUGGCCAGGACAAUGUAUACAAUCUGUCGGUUGCACUUUCUGGACGACAGAAGUGACGGCAGCGAUUGUAGUGGGAUUGGAGGAAUUAAAGAAGUAUUUGGUGAAGUCUAAUUUACAGAUUUCUAAAAUAGUUGAUUUGGUGAGGGGAAAAUUGAAUCUACAGAAUCGUAUAACUCUAGGUGCUUUGGUUGUGCUGGAUGUUCAUGCCAGGGAUGUGUUAUCGGGAAUGAUCACCGAGGAGGUUAAGAACGUGAACGACUUCAAGUGGUUGUGCCAACUUCGUUACUACUGGGAGGGCAAUCAAAUGAUCACUUCCAUGAUUAAUUCCACUUUAAAAUACGGAUAUGAGUAUUUGGGGAAUACCCCAAGGCUGGUGGUGACUCCAUUGACUGACAGAUGUUACAGAACGUUGUUUGGAGCUUUACAUCUGCAUUUAGGUGGAGCUCCGGAAGGACCUGCGGGUACAGGAAAAACGGAAACGACGAAGGACUUAGCCAAAGCCGUCGCCAAACAGUGCGUCGUCUUCAACUGUUCCGACGGUUUAGACUACCUCGCCCUAGGCAAAUUCUUUAAGGGAUUAGCUUCCUGCGGCGCCUGGUCAUGUUUCGAUGAGUUCAACCGUAUAGACUUGGAGGUGCUCUCCGUCGUCGCCCAACAGAUCCUGACUAUCCAGAGAGGUAUUAAUUCCGGCAACGAGAAGCUCUUCUUCGAAGGCACCGAGCUGAAGCUGGAUCCGACCUGCGCGGUGUUCAUCACGAUGAAUCCCGGUUACGCGGGUAGAUCGGAGUUGCCGGAUAACCUGAAGGCCCUCUUCAGAUCCGUCGCGAUGAUGGUUCCCGACUACGCUUUGAUAUCGGAAAUAGAGUUGUACGCCUUCGGGUUCUUGACGGCGAAACCUCUGGCGAUCAAAAUCGUUGCUACGUAUCGAUUGUGCUCGGAGCAGUUGUCGUCGCAGUGUCACUAUGAUUAUGGAAUGCGAGCUGUAAAAUCAGUACUAAGAGCAGCAGGUGCUUUGAAGCUGCGUUAUCCUGAUGAGAAGGAAGACAUCUUGGUGUUGAGAUCCAUCAAAGAUGUCAAUCUAGCCAAGUUUUUGGUCCACGACGUCCCAUUGUUCCAUGGAAUCACAUCUGAUUUGUUCCCCGGCGUGGUGUUGCCGGAACCCGACUACGUCAUCCUGAACCAAGCGGUGGAAGAUGCCUGCAAGGUGAGGAACGUCCAAUGUACUCAGUUCUUCCUCGAAAAAAUCCAGCAGUUGUACGAAAUGAUAGUGGUGAGGCACGGCCUGAUGCUGGUAGGUUUUCCUUUCGCCGGGAAGACGACUUGCUACAGGGUGCUAGCCGAUGCCUUGGCUCUUGUGGAGGAAAGGGGCGGAAUGGACGAGCACAGAGCUAUUUACACAAUCAUGAAUCCGAAGUCUAUCACGAUGGGGCAACUUUACGGCCAAUUCGAUCCGGUUUCGCAUGAGUGGUCGGAUGGGGUGCUCGCUGUUAGCUUUAGACAGUUUGCCAUGUCCACUUCAGAAGACAGGAAGUGGUUGAUUUUCGACGGACCUGUCGACGCCGUAUGGAUCGAAAACAUGAACACGGUGUUGGACGACAAUAAGAAGUUGUGCUUGAUGUCCGGAGAGAUCAUUCAACUCUCCAAUACCACGAAUUUAAUAUUCGAGCCUAUGGAUUUGGAUGUGGCGUCUCCUGCCACGGUGUCGAGAUGUGGAAUGAUCUAUAUGGAACCGGGAUCUUUGGGAUGGGAACCCCUAUUGCAAUCUUGGUUAAAUACGUUACCUACAUUUAUAAACAACGAUUUCUACAAAAACAUGAUUUACAAUUUGUUCUUGAGGUUCUGCAGGCCGCUGCUGUGGCUAAUUCGAAAGGGAGGUGUCAAGGAAAUUAUAUCCAGCUCGGAUCACAACCUUCUAAAAUCCGCGAUGAACCUUUUCGAUUGUUUCAUGGACGAUUUCUAUGACGAGAAAUUCAGAGAACAAGUUUCCGACCUCGAUGUUAGGGCCCAGCUGGAGGGAUCCUUCUUCUUCGCCUGCAUCUGGUCGCUCGGAGCCACGAUAGACAUAGACAGCAGACCGAAGUUCAGCAUGCUCUUCAGGGGUUUGCUGGAGAAGGAGUUUCCGGAAAAAGUGAAAGAGGCUUUGCACAUUCCAUUCGAGAUCCAUAAGCCGGAGAAGCCAUAUAUCUUCUCGAUUCCUAUUGGGGAGACUGUUUUCGACUAUCGUUUUAUUAAAGAGGGCAAAGGCAAAUGGAAAUUGUGGUCUGAUGAGCUUAUGAAUUCCCCUCCCAUACCUAGGGAUAUUCCAGUUAAUCAAAUAAUCGUCACUACCGUGGAAACCAUCAGGAAUAUUGCUCUGAUGCAGCUGUUGGUGCAGCACCAAAAGGCUAUGAUCAUUAUUGGGCCGACCGGUACAGGGAAAUCAGUAUAUGUUACUGAUUUCCUGUUGAAGAAAAACGAUACCAGUACCUACAUACCACUAUUCAUCAAUUUCUCCGCACAAACAACCGCCAACCAAACUCAAGACAUCAUCAUGUCCAAGUUAGAUAAAAGAAGAAAAGGCGUGUUUGGGCCUCCGGUAACGAAAAGAUGCGUGAUAUUCGUAGACGACGUCAAUAUGCCUCUCAAAGAAAUCUACGGUGCUCAGCCGCCGAUUGAACUGUUGAGGCAAUGGUUCGACCACGAGAUGUGGUACGACCGAAAGGAGAUCGUACCCAUGAAACUAAUAGACAUCCAGUUCAUGUGCGCUAUGUGUCCACCAGGUGGCGGAGGCAACACUAUCACUCCUAGGUUCUCUCGACACUUCAACCACGUCUGUAUCGACGAAUUCCAAGACAACACGCUGAUCAACAUUUUCAGCAAGAUCAUGCUGUGGCAUUUAGAUACAAGGGGCUUCUCCAAAGACUUUGAUCCUUGCAUCGAGCAAAUUGUUCAUGCCACGUUGGACAUCUACAAGAUGGCCAGGGCCAAUUUGCUGCCGACUCCGACGAAGUCGCAUUACCUCUUCAAUCUGAGAGAUUUCUCCAGGGUGAUACAGGGCGUCCUAUUGUCUGUACCUGAAGCCAUGGAAGACAUGGUGGCUAUGAAACGACUAUGGGUACAUGAAGUCUUACGGGUAUACUACGACCGUCUAGUAGACGAUGCUGAUAGGUCCUGGAUUAUUGAAGCACUCAGAGAGGUGGUUGCUGAUAAGUUGGAGGAGGAUCUCAAUGAUAUGUUUAAGAGGUUGGGCACACUUCAAUCUUCAACGAUUGGAGAGAUGGAGUUAAGGAACCUUUUGUAUUGCGACUUCGCUAAUCCCAAGGCAGACCAAAGGCACUACAUCGAGGUUUUAGAUUUGGAGAACCUACGUGGUAUUGUAGAGGGAUAUCUGGCUGAAUUCAAUAACAUGACCAAGAAACCUAUGAACUUGGUCCUGUUCAAGUUCGCGAUAGAGCACUUAUCUAAGAUCUGCAGGAUAAUAAAGCAGCCAAGGAGCCACGGCAUGUGUGUAGGAGUGGGAGGCUCCGGCCGACAGUCCUUGACCCGUCUGGCCGCUCACAUCUCCGAGUACGAGGUGUUCCAAGUGGAGAUCACCAGACUUUACGGUGUCAACGAGUGGAGAGAAGACGUGAAGGCCAUCCUGAGGAAGGCCAGUUCGUCCGACCAGCACGGUGUCUUCCUCUUCACCGACACCCAGAUCAAGGAAGAAGCUUUCCUGGAAGACGUUAGCAACCUUAUGAAUUCAGGAGAGGUGCCAAACUUGUUUACGACCGAAGAGAAAAUAGAGAUCUGCGAGAAAAUGAGACAGUUGGACAGGCAGAGGGAUAAAUCUCUUCAAACGGAUGGCAGUCCUGCCGCGCUGUUUAAUUUCUUCGUGCAGAUAGUGAGGGAACAACUCCAUCUCAUCCUGGCGAUGAGUCCCAUUGGGGACAGUUUCAGGAAUAGGAUAAGGAAAUUCCCGGCGCUGGUUAACUGCUGCACCAUAGACUGGUUCCAGUCAUGGCCUGAAGAUGCCUUAUUGGCUGUAGCGGAACGGUUCUUGGGCGAGAUCGAGCUGUCGGAAAGGGAAAGAACGGUGUGCAUAGAUAUGUGUCAGAUGUUUCAUAUGUCGACGCAAGAAUUAUCCGCUGAAUAUUACUUGAGGCUUAACCGACACAACUACGUCACGCCAACGUCGUACCUGGAGAUGAUUAACACUUUCAAGACCUUCUUAGAUAAAAAAAGGAAUGAAGUACUCGUGGGGAAAAAGAGAUACGAGGUGGGUCUGGAGAAAUUGGACAGCGCCGAGUCGCAGGUUUCCAUCAUGCAGAACGCCCUGGAAGCUUUGCAGCCGCAGCUGGUGGUCGCCGCCGCCGCGGUGGAAAAAACGAUGAAGAUCGUCCAGGCUGAAUCGGAGGAAGCCGCCGCCGUGGAAAAGACUGUCAUGGAGGACGAAGAGGUGGCUAAUGAGCAGGCCAAGGCUGCUCAGGCGAUAAAGGAUGAAUGCGACGCCGAUCUGGCCGAGGCCAUGCCGAUUUUGAACGCUGCCUUGGCGGCUUUGAACACCCUGACGCCUGCGGAUAUAACCAUCGUGAAAACCAUGAAGAAUCCGCCCAAGGGCGUGAAGCUGGUUAUGGAGGCAGUUUGUAUUAUAAAGGACAUAAAACCGGACAAAGUACCAGCCCCUAGCGGGAUCGGAACGGUUGAGGACUACUGGGGACCAUCGAAAAAGGUGCUGGGCGACAUGAAAUUCUUGGAGAACUUGAUCAAUUUCGAUAAAGACAACAUACCAGUCCGCGUCAUGGACAAACUCAAACAUCAGAUAUUAAAUGACGAAAAUUUCGACCCGGAUAAAGUCAAAACUGCAUCAACAGCUGCAGAAGGUUUGUGCAAGUGGGUCAUCGCCAUCUCUAAAUACGACAAGGUGGCUAAAGUGGUGGCGCCGAAAAAGGCGGCCCUGGCGGUGGCCGAGAAUUCUUUCCAGACAGCCAUGGCGGCAUUGGAAAUUAAGAGAGCCAUGUUACGCGAGGCUAGAGAGAAGGUGGCCAAGUUGGUGGAGGCACUGGACGCUGAGAAGGGUAAAUUCGAGAAGCUAACGAACGAUGUGAACCUGUGCCAGCUGAAGCUCCAGAGAGCGGAAGAACUGAUCGGUGGAUUAGGAGGCGAGAAGACUAGGUGGAAGAGUAUGGCUAAAGAGCUGGGAGAAAAAUAUUAUUUACUGACAGGAGAUAUAUUGGUUGCUGCUGGUGUAGUAGCUUACCUAGGACCGUUUACCAUGAAAUUCAGACAACAGCAGGUGGAGCAAUGGAUAUCGUCGCUGACUGGGUUCCAAAUCCAUUGCACCAAAGACUUCCAACUGACAGCCGUCCUUGGAGAACCCGUAGUGAUCCGGCAGUGGAACAUCUACGGUCUUCCUACGGACAGCUUCAGCGUGGACAACGGCAUUAUUAUAUCGAAUGCCAGGAGGUACGCUCUUAUGAUUGAUCCCCAGGGACAGGCGAAUAAGUGGAUAAAAAACAUGGAGAAGUCGAACAAUUUGGCCAUAAUAAGACUUAACCAGGCCGACUACGUUCGAAUACUUGAGAACGCCAUUCAGUUUGGUCAACCGGUCCUCUUGGAGAACGUUGGUGAAGAACUGGACCCUAUUCUGGAACCGGUUUUGGCACAGCAGAUUUUCAAACAGGGCGGCGCCAUGUGUUUGAAACUGGGAGAUUCCGUGGUUGAGUAUAACUCAGAUUUUAAGUUGUACAUAACAACAAAAUUAAGAAAUCCACAUUACCUACCCGAGGUUGCCGUGAAGGUAACCCUAGUCAAUUUUAUGAUUACCAGCGUAGGACUCCAAGACCAACUGUUAGGAAUAACGGUGGCCAAAGAACGGCCGGACUUGGAGGCAGAGAAGAACGCUCUAAUUCUGCAAGGAGCAGAAAAUAAACGGGCGCUGAAGGAGAUCGAGGAUAAGAUCCUGGAGGUUCUGAGUUCCUCACAAGGCAACAUCUUGGAGGACGAAACAGCUGUUCAGAUCCUGAGCUCUUCCAAAACCUUGUCGAACGAGAUCGCCGCCAAGCAAGCUGUGGCCGAGGUGACGGAAAAGCAGAUAGACAAGGCCAGGAUGGAAUACACGCCCAUAGCUGUGCAUUCCACGAUUUUAUUCUUCACGAUAGCUGACCUGGCGAAUAUCGAUCCUAUGUACCAAUACUCCUUGGUAUGGUUCAUGAACUUGUUCAAAUCAGCCAUAGACAACACCGAGAAGAUUGAAGACGUGGCGUUCCGCCUGAAGGAUCUGGAAAGAUAUUUCACCUACUCCCUGUACGUCAACAUUUGUCGCAGUUUGUUUGAGAAGGAUAAAUUGCUGUUCUCGCUUUUGCUGACUAUAAACCUGAUGAAGAGUCGUGACGAGGUCGACUUUGCGGAAUGGAUGUUCCUGCUGACCGGAGGUGUAGGUUUGGACAAUCCGAACGUAAAUCCCUCGGACUGGCUUGUGCCGAGGUCCUGGGACGAGUUCUGUCGUUUGAAUGAUCUACCAGCGUUCAAUGGGCUCGUACAACACUUUACAGCGCAUACCGACGAAUGGAAGAAAAUUUUCGAUUCGGGAGAACCUCAGGAAUGUCCGUUGCCGAGCCCGUGGGAUACCAGAUUAAAUAAACUGCAGAAGUUAGCGAUACUAAGGUGCAUACGGUACGACAAAGUGGUUCCGGCUAUUCAAAAUUUUGUGACAGACAAUCUGGGCAAAAAAUACAUCGAACCACCUCCGUUCGACCUGAACUCAUCCUUCGCCGAUUCUCACUGCUGCAUCCCUCUGAUAUUCGUGCUGACCCCUGGGGCCGAUCCCACGGCGGUGUUACUGAAAUUCGCCGACGAUCAGGGCUUCGGGGCGGCCAGACUCUUCGCGCUGUCGCUGGGCCAAGGCCAAGGACCCAUCGCGAUCAGACUUAUAGACGAGGGUGUGAAGAACGGUACCUGGGUGGUCUUGCAGAAUUGUCAUCUGGCCAAGAGCUUCAUGCCUAACUUGGAGCGGAUUUGUGAGAAUCUCACGCCGGAUUCCACACAUCCAGAUUUUCGUUUGUGGUUAACUUCGUACCCAGCCGACCAUUUCCCGGUGUUGGUGCUGCAGAAUGGUGUUAAGAUGACGAAUGAACCUCCUAAGGGAUUGAAAAAUAAUAUUAUCAGGUCAUACAUGAGCGAUCCUAUCAGCGACCCCGAGUGGUUCGAGAACUGUAAGCAGCCGAUGGUGUUCAAGAAGCUCCUCUAUGCCCUUUGCUUCUUCCACGCUUCGAUACAGGAAAGGAGGAAGUUCGGCCCGUUGGGGUGGAACAUCCCUUACGAGUUCAACGAGACAGAUUUAAGGAUAAGCGUGAUGCAACUGCAAAUGUUUUUGAAUGAGUACGAGGACAUCCAAUACGACGCGCUGCUCUACUUGACCGGUGAGUGCAACUACGGUGGUCGGGUGACCGACGACUGGGACAGGCGCUGCCUCUCGACGAUCCUUAGGAAGUUCUACUGUAAGGAGGUCGUGGAGAACGUGAACUAUGCCUUGGAUCCCACAGGCAUGUAUUACUGUCCUGAGAAGACAGAAUACGACGAUUUCAUCAACUACACGAAAUCCCUGCCCCUUAUAACACACCCGGAAGUGUUCGGCAUGCACGAAAACGCCGACAUCAUGAAGGACCAGCAGGAGUCCACUUUGCUGUUUACCAACACAUUGCUUACCCAGGAUGCGAUGUCGUCUGGCGGUUCGGCUAAAUCUGCCGACGAAGUGGUGAUGGAGGUAUCGUCGGAUAUUCUGGCGAAAUUGCCCAAGAACUUCGAUAGAGACGUCGCGAUGGAGAAGUUUCCAGUUGUCUAUGCUCAGAGUAUGAACACGGUGCUGGUCCAGGAAAUGACCCGAUUCAACACCUUGCUGACGGUGAUCAGGAAUAGCCUGCGUAACGUUCAGAAGGCUAUUAAAGGUUUAAUUGUUAUGUCAGUGGAUUUGGAAGAAGUGGUUACAAGCAUCUUAACGGGAAGAAUACCACAGAUGUGGGCCAAAAAGUCGUAUCCUUCCUUGAAGCCUCUUGGUAGCUACGUCAACGACUUUCUUAUGAGAUUGUCAUUCCUGCAAAAAUGGAUGGACGAUGGGGCUCCUCCAACCUUCUGGUUGUCCGGGUUCUUCUUCACUCAGGCUUUCUUGACUGGGGCCCAGCAAAACUAUGCCAGGAAAUAUAAAAUCCCCAUCGACUUGCUAGUAUUUGAUUACGAGGUGUUGAAGCAGUCGCAUUUCGAGAAGCCCCCUGAGGAUGGAGUAUAUGUUUACGGGCUCUUUCUGGAUGGGGCGCGAUGGAAUGCGAAUAUAAUGGAACUGGACGAGUCUUUCCCCAAAAUGUUGUAUGAUGUUGUGCCCACCAUGUGGCUGAAGCCCAUAAAGAGGGUGGAUCUCAAAGAAAGGAAAUCGUACACGUGUCCCGUAUACAAAACUUCUGAGAGGAAAGGGGUUCUCUCCACCACGGGACACUCCACGAAUUUUGUCAUCGCCAUGAUUCUUCCGACUUCGAGGCCUCAGUCACACUGGAUAAUGAGAGGCGUCGCCAUGCUCUGUCAAUUGUCCCAGUAA